Messenger RNA from Dipodomys ordii (Ord's kangaroo rat), 1990 nucleotides. It is a transcript of the gene Ythdf1, whose product is annotated as YTH N(6)-methyladenosine RNA binding protein 1. The transcript is spliced from 4 exons. Gene Ontology annotation, biological process: mRNA destabilization. Gene Ontology annotation, cellular component: cytoplasm. Gene Ontology annotation, molecular function: N6-methyladenosine-containing RNA reader activity; mRNA binding. NCBI's taxonomy places the organism in Eukaryota, Metazoa, Chordata, Mammalia, Rodentia, Heteromyidae. Bases 184 to 1752 code for a protein of 522 amino acids. The record is from RefSeq and is a predicted model, not a curated record.
GUCUUUCCUUUCCCGGGCUGGGUUGCGUCCGCCCGCACGUCCCGGCCUGCGGCGACGCAGAGAACAAAAGGACAAGAUAAUAAAGUACAAAAUGGUUCUUUGCAUCAGAAGGAUACAGUACAUGACAAUGACUUUGAGCCCUACCUUUCUGGACAGUCCAAUCCGAGUAACAGUUACCCCUCGAUGAGUGACCCCUACCUGUCGAGCUACUAUCCACCAUCCAUUGGCUUUCCUUACUCCCUCAAUGAGGCGCCAUGGUCUACUGCAGGGGACCCUCCGAUCCCAUACCUCACCACCUACGGACAGCUUAGCAAUGGAGACCAUCAUUUCAUGCAUGAUGCUGUGUUUGGGCAGCCUGGAGGGCUGGGGAACAAUCUCUAUCAACACAGGUUUAACUUUUUCCCAGAAAACCCUGCGUUUUCAGCAUGGGGAACGAGUGGUUCUCAAGGGCAGCAAACUCAGAGCUCAGCAUAUGGAAGCAGCUACACCUACCCACCCAGCUCCCUGGGCGGCACGGUGGUUGAUGGGCAGACACCCAGCUCCCUGGGCGGCACGGUGGUUGAUGGGCAGACGGGAUUUCACAGUGAUACCCUCAACAAGGCCCCUGGGAUGAACAGUCUAGAGCAGGGCAUGGUUGGCUUGAAGAUCGGGGACGUUACCACCUCUGCAGUCAAGACAGUGGGCUCGGUUGUCAGCAGCGUAGCACUGACAGGUGUUCUUUCGGGAAAUGGCGGAACAAAUGUAAACCUGCCAGUUUCAAAGCCAACCUCGUGGGCGGCCAUUGCCAGCAAGCCUGCAAAACCACAGCCUAAAAUGAAAGCCAAGAGCGGGCCUGUGCUGGGGGGCACACUGCCUCCCCCGCCAAUCAAGCAUAACAUGGACAUUGGCACCUGGGAUAACAAGGGGCCCAUGCCAAAGGCCCCAGCCCCCCAACAGGCCCCGGCUCCCCAGGCUGCCCCACAGCCCCAGCAGGCUGCCCAGGCUCUCCCAGCUCCGCCUCCCCCUCUGGUCCAGCCACAGUAUCAGAGUCCUCAGCAGCCGCCCCAGGCCCGCUGGGGUGCCCCUCGCAACAGAAGCACAGCCUUUGGGCAGAGCGGAGCCGUCAGCAGUGAUGGCAGCUCUCCCGGGAAUGCCCAGCCCACCUCUGCCCCCAGUGCGGAGUCCCACCCAGUCCUUGAGAAACUGAAGGCUGCCCACAGCUAUAACCCUAAGGAGUUUGACUGGAAUCUCAAGAGUGGACGAGUGUUCAUCAUCAAGAGCUAUUCUGAGGACGACAUCCACCGCUCCAUCAAGUACUCCAUCUGGUGUAGCACAGAGCAUGGCAACAAGCGCCUGGACAGCGCCUUCCGCGCCGUGGCCAGCAAGGGGCCCGUCUACCUGCUCUUCAGUGUCAACGGGAGCGGGCAUUUCUGUGGGGUGGCUGAGAUGAAGUCCGCCGUGGACUACGGCACCAGCGCAGGGGUCUGGUCUCAGGACAAGUGGAAGGGGAAGUUCGACGUGAAGUGGAUUUUCGUCAAGGACGUGCCCAAUAGCCAGCUCCGGCACAUCAGGCUGGAGAACAACGACCACAAGCCGGUCACAAACUCCCGAGACACACAGGAGGUGCCCCUGGAGAAGGCCAAGCAGGUGCUGAAGAUCAUCGCUUCCUACAGGCACACGACCUCCAUCUUCGAUGACUUUUCUCACUAUGAGAAGCGACAGGAGGAGGAGGAGGUGGUACGCAAGGAGCGGCAGAAUCGAAACAAACAGUAAGAACAAACCGGUGUUUCUGGUUCACAGUGACUUUGAAACAAGUUUUCAACUGUAUGCUUGGUGCUGCCUCUGGCAUCAGCUCCAGCGUGUUGUCCAGAGCGGGUCGAGGGCUUGCGUCUUUACUCUUUGUAGUUCAUUUUUGCCAGAUGGAUCUGCAUUCAUUUUUAUCUUUUAUAUGUAUCAUAACCUUCCUUGUAGAACUCACUAAUAAAGGACUAUUUUUUGUCAGCUUAUCAGA